Messenger RNA from Branchiostoma floridae (Florida lancelet), 1807 nucleotides. RefSeq names its product low-density lipoprotein receptor-related protein 8-like. Bases 93 to 1130 code for a protein of 345 amino acids. The record is from RefSeq and is a predicted model, not a curated record. NCBI's taxonomy places the organism in Eukaryota, Metazoa, Chordata, Leptocardii, Amphioxiformes, Branchiostomatidae. Gene Ontology annotation, molecular function: protein binding. The transcript is spliced from 7 exons.
UGUAUGCACACUUUGCUCCCAUCGCUAUAAAAAGCACAAAUAGAGGAGGUCGUUCUCUUCACCUGUUUUAGCCAUAGCUCGAGCUCACAGCCAUGAAGGUCUUCGCAACAUUUUUGCUAUUUCUCGGAGUCGCACUUGCGUGUGACAGCGACGAGUACGACUGUGGUGCCGGGAACGGCUACUGUAUCCCCGACAACUGGGAGUGCGACGGCUGGGACGACUGCUCAGACGGCGUCGAUGAGUCUAACUGUAACAGCGGAGGUACCGGUCCCCAGGAACCUGACUGCGUCUUGGCCCACCAACGCCCAUGUGAUAAUGGCGGCUGUGUGCCUCUGAACUGGGUAUGUGACGGCAUGGACGACUGUGGUGACAACAGCGACGAGGAGAACUGCCCAGGCGUCGACCCAGGUCCACUGACCCCAACUCAAUGCUCUAGCACCCAGUUCGAGUGUGCGAACGGCCACUGCACCUACGCCUCUUGGGUUUGUGAUGGAGACAACGACUGUGGUGAUUGGAGUGACGAGCAGAGCUGUUCUGGUGGAAAUCCAGAUCCCGAUCCCGGAUGCCCCAGUGAUCGGUUCGAGUGCGACAAUGGCCGCUGUAUCCUGGCCCAUUGGGAGUGUGACGGCUAUGACGACUGCAGCGACAACAGUGACGAAGACCACUGCCCUGGCGGCGGCGUUAUCAACCCAGUUGUGAACCCCGAGACACCCUGUGGCGGGCAGCUGAAGGAAGAUGCUGGAGUCAUCACCCAUCUGAACUAUGACAACGGCAUGGACUGCGAAUGGGAGAUCUCCGUGUCCGAUGGCAACUACGUGUACAUGGAGUUCACUUCCUUUGAGCUGGAGUCCGCCAGCUCUAGCAGCGGUACCUGCAAUUAUGACCACGUGGAAAUCUAUGAUGGCCUUUCCAAUGACGCCCCUCUUCUGGCCAAACUGUGUGGAGAUGAGCUGCCCAAGCCAGUCCAAAGCACGGGGAACCGCGUGUCCGUCCAGUUUAAGAGUGACGUUAGCAUCACUAAGGACGGUUUUGAGAUGAGGUACUAUGCUGUUGCUAUCGAUGACGGCUCUGGGGAGGGCAGCGGCUCCAAUGUAGUGGACGCACGCGACCAGGAUGCCUUCAUCUUCUAAGCAUUUACAAGGGUUUUGUCUUUCUCAUCAGCUAGGGAAACAACUUGAGAUUGUGAAAUAAAGGCAAAUAUCAUUUCAACUCGUCAUUUUGCUACACUUAUCUUUAAAUUAGAAGCGUGUUCUUUGGUAACAGAGUGACACGUAGACAUUACCAAAUUACCAAACGUCAAGAUCAUAAAGUAGACGGACAUGGAGAGAAAAGCUGGAAACGGUUCUAUAAAUUUACCUACCUUCUAGUUCUGACCUACAUUAGCUAUUUUCGAGACAAUGUUACAAUUUAACCGGUAGAAACAUUGGUUAUCUUGUUGUCACACAAUAAAUAAACAUUUCCUGCUCCUGAUGGCACAGAUGUUACUGUUCUCAACACACCAUGGUGACGAAACAUGCGAGAGUCAUCAAAUAAGACACCAUUACAUAACUCGUCAAAGAAUUUAUUUAUUACCAAAACAAAUGUAUGUCAGACAUAGCAGCAAGACAUUCUUGUCUGUAAAUUGAACCAAAAUGUUAUCUAACCCAUAGCGCGUCACCACACCUAAUUUGAGGCUAAGUACAAGCAUAUAGGAUCUGAAAGUCAUAAUCAAUACACAUAUAAUAUUAUGAUCAUUACCAUCAUUACAAUCCAAUUCCUGUAAAGCGUGAUGGAUAUAAUUCAAAAUAAAGGCAUAGAUGAGAAAAUG